AGAUCAGCCGGCGCUGCCUUGCUUGCCUGCUUUUUCUUUCCUUCCUCCUUUUUCCUUGCCGCUCCACUUCCAACCCGGCUGAUUUUUCCAGGCGUUUAAAGGGAAAGCGCACCGCGCUCCAUCCCCCAGCCGAGAACCGAAUUAGCGGCAAGCACACGGACCGCGAUUCCGCCACCGCCGCCGCCCGGUUCUCCAACGCGCGCCCAGGCGCCGCCCCUUGAGCGGCUCUUUCUCCUCCCAGGAAGCCGCCGUGACGGCGAGGCUCUUCUCUCCGGAGCAAGUGGACGAGGUGACGCUCCGCGCCUUCUCCGAAAGCCGCCGGUGCUGAGCCUAACCAGCCCGGGGAAGAGAAGGAGAGAACCGGGCAUGCCUCCACCGAGGCACUCGCGUCCCUGAGGGAAAUCCGCCGCCGACGCAACUCGCGCCUCCUUUUCUGACACCGCGGAGCCGGGCAGGGGCGCACGAGAUCUGGGCAUCGCGCCUCAGGCGACUCAGGUCCCCCCCCCUUCUCCUUCUUCUGGGCGCCCGUUUGGAGAGGUCACUGUUGCGCUCGCCGGCUUUCCCCUUGGCCCUUUCCUGGGGAAGGUGGAAGGGAGAGUGAGGGGGGGUCUCCCCUCCGUCUGUCUCAGCGCAUGAGAAGCGAAGCGCCCUGAGGACGCCUUCCCCCCCGCCCGUCCUUCCCCCCACCGGUACGAGAGACGGACAGCUUGGCGAGGCUGCCCGGCGGGCGACGGCGUCGGUAACCUUGGUCUUGCGCUCCUGCCAUCUCCACGGGCGCGGAGGUAGCCCCCCUCAGAAACAUGGCGAGUGAUUCUCCGGCUCGGAGCUUGGACGAGAUAGAUCUGUCCGCCUUGAGGGAUCCUGCAGGCAUCUUUGAACUGGUUGAACUGGUUGGCAAUGGGACUUACGGGCAAGUCUAUAAGGGCCGUCAUGUUAAAACCGGACAACUUGCAGCUAUUAAAGUCAUGGAUGUCACUGGGGAUGAAGAAGAAGAGAUUAAACAAGAAAUUAACAUGCUAAAGAAAUACUCCCAUCACCGAAAUAUCGCUACUUAUUAUGGUGCUUUCAUUAAAAAGAACCCACCAGGAAUGGAUGAUCAGCUCUGGCUGGUGAUGGAGUUCUGUGGUGCUGGAUCUGUUACUGAUCUGAUCAAGAACACAAAAGGGAACACUUUGAAGGAGGAGUGGAUUGCCUAUAUCUGCAGGGAGAUUUUACGGGGCUUGAGUCAUCUCCAUCAACACAAAGUAAUCCAUCGAGAUAUUAAAGGCCAAAAUGUUUUGCUAACUGAAAAUGCAGAAGUAAAACUAGUGGAUUUUGGAGUCAGCGCUCAACUAGACAGAACAGUUGGACGAAGAAAUACAUUUAUUGGAACACCAUACUGGAUGGCACCUGAGGUCAUCGCCUGCGAUGAAAACCCAGAUGCAACUUACGAUUUCAAGAGUGAUUUGUGGUCUUUAGGGAUAACAGCCAUCGAAAUGGCAGAAGGAGCUCCCCCCCUUUGUGAUAUGCAUCCUAUGAGAGCCUUGUUUCUCAUUCCCCGAAACCCAGCCCCCAGGCUGAAAUCAAAGAAGUGGUCCAAAAAAUUCCAGUCCUUCAUUGAAAGCUGUCUGGUGAAAAACCAUGGCCAGAGGCCAAGCACUGAACAGCUGAUGAAGCACCCAUUUAUUCGAGAUCAGCCAAAUGAAAGGCAAGUUCGCAUCCAGCUCAAAGACCACAUUGACAGGACUAAGAAAAAACGAGGCGAGAAAGAUGAGACAGAAUAUGAGUACAGUGGAAGUGAAGAGGAAGAGGAAGAAAAUGACUCCGGAGAACCCAGCUCCAUCCUAAACCUGCCUGGAGAAUCGACCUUAAGGCGGGAUUUUUUGCGACUUCAGCUUGCAAACAAGGAACGCUCAGAGGCCCUCCGUCGGCAGCAGCUGGAACAGCAGCAGCGUGAAAAUGAAGAGCACAAGAGGCAGCUCUUGGCAGAACGUCAGAAGAGGAUCGAGGAGCAGAAAGAGCAGAGGCGGAGGCUGGAAGAGGGCAUGUUGGCUUCUAUUAGAGAAGUAGCACUGUUGCCUGUCAUUACAAUUUCCAUGCCAAGUCCUCAGGAAGAUCCAAAGAAAAGACCCAUUUUGAUAAACUCUGAAACUAGGCGUGGUUUGCCAGACCAAAGGAACAACAACAACAACAUGAAGUACUUCCGUGGCUCUCGAUCACAAGGGUGUAGCCCUGAUAGGAUGCAACCGCUGGAGAUCAAGUCAGUGUCUUCUCCUCAUCUGCCAGAAAGAGAUAAGCCACCAUUACCUCCUUAUAAAAUCAAAAUGAACUUCCAAGAGCACAGUGGAGACAAAAGAAGGAAAAACCAGCCUUCACAUUUAUACCCAGGUGUUGUUUCUCCUUCGAGGAGUGCUCCAUCUUUAAACAACAUCUUGAAAAUGCAUGAUCAUCUAGAUUUGAGUGCUUCUAGCCCAGCCUGCAUCUUGAGGUAUCACAAGAUACAAAAUGACCAUAAGAAGCACCAUGUAUCUAUGGAGAGUGUCUUUGAACAUCAUCACAUGUCUGCUGGGAACCAUCAUUCACAGAUGCCAAGGAAAAUGAGAGGAAAGAAUUCAGAGCAACUUCUUGUUCCUUUUCUGGAUCUUUCUCCACAAAUUUCUCAGUGGAAUGUAUACAGAAUGGAACCCUUAUCUUCCUCCUCUCGCUCAGUAUCUUUAAAUGUCCUUUCAUGUUCUUCUAACUCUGAAGGCUCCCAUGGCAAUUCCUCUGACUUGAGAAAAUGGCUCUACAGGUUUUUAGAGGUAUUACGGACAAGGCCUUCAGACAACUUGAAUUCACAGCUCUUUUUUCUCCUCUUGUUUCAGGUUGAAGAACGUUCCAGACUUAACCGGCAAAGUUCCCCAGCCAUGCCUCACAAGGUGGCAAACAGAAUUUCUGACCCAAACCUUCCGCCUCGAUCAGAAUCCUUUAGUAUUAGCGGGGUGCAGCCUGCUCGGACACCACCCAUGUUGCGAUCAGUGGAUCCACAGAUUCCACAUCUGGUCAGUGUGAAAUCCCAGGGACCUUCCUUGCCUGCCUCUCACUCACUGCAUGAACAACCCACAAAGGGAAUGGCUGGGUUUCAGGAAGCUCUAACGGUGACCUCUCACCGCACUGAGAUGCCAAGGCAGAACUCGGACCCCACUUCUGAAAAGCCUCCUCUCCCCCCUCGUGUUGAAAAGUUUGAUCGAAGUUCUUGGUUACGACAGGAAGAAGACAUUCCACCAAAGGUGCCUCAACGAACUACUUCCAUCUCACCUGCAUUAGCUCGGAAGAACUCACCUGGGAAUGGGAAUGCUCUUGGACCUCGACUCGGAUCACAGCCCAUAAGAGCAAGUAACCCAGACCUGCGGAGAACAGAGCCCAUAAUAGAAAAUCUGAUACAGAGGACAAGCAGUGGCAGUUCUUCCAGCUCCAGCACCCCCAGUUCACAGCCCAGUUCACAGGGUGGCUCCCAGCCUGGAUCCCAAGCUGGUUCCAGUGAGCGGAACCGAGCCAGAGGAAAUGCCAAGCUUGAAGGAUCGCCCAUACUCCCACAUGAACCAGCCAAGGUAAAGCAGGAAGAAAGCAAGGAGAUGACCCGGCCAAGUCGACCUGCUGAUCUGACUGCUUUAGCAAAAGAACUGCGGGAGCUGCGGAUUGAGGAAACCAACCGGCCUUUAAAGAAAGUUACCGAUUAUUCCUCUUCCAGUGAGGAGUCCGAAAGCAGUGAAGAGGAGGAAGAGGACGGAGAAAGUGAAACCCAAGACGGCACUGUGCCUGUCAGCGACAUCCCACGGCUUAUACCAACGGGAAUGCCAGCCAACAAUGAGUCCUACAAUCUAGGAAUGGUAUCGAGCCAUGGUGGUCUGGAGCCUCCCCACCCUGACAAAUUUAGCAGUAUUUCAAGAGAAGGGACUUUAAUGAUAAGGGAGACUUCUGGUGACCACAAGCGCUCAGGCCACCCAGCCAGCAAUGGCUUUGCUGGCCAUGUCAACCUUCCCGAUCUAGUGCAACAAAGCCACUCACCUGCGGGCACGCCGACUGAGGGCUUGGGGCGAGUCUCCACCCAUGGGCAAGAGAUGGAGCCAGUGGCUGAAUACGGCAUGGGGAGCAGUACAAAAGCUUCUUUCGCCCCAUUUGUGGACACCAGAGUGUAUCAGACCUCUCCGACUGAUGAAGAUGAAGAUGAUGAUGAAGAAUCCUCUGCUACAGCAUUAUUUACCAGUGAGCUGCUGAGGCAAGAACAGGCCAAGCUUAAUGAAGCAAGAAAAAUUUCUGUAGUAAAUGUGAAUCCCACCAACAUCCGUCCUCAUAGUGACACCCCAGAGAUCCGAAAGUACAAGAAACGCUUCAAUUCAGAAAUCCUCUGUGCUGCUUUAUGGGGUGUAAACUUGCUGGUGGGAACCGAGAAUGGGCUUAUGCUGUUGGAUCGGAGCGGACAAGGAAAAGUGUACAAUCUGAUCAAUAGGAGACGAUUCCAACAAAUGGACGUGUUAGAAGGCCUCAACGUCCUAGUAACUAUCUCAGGAAAGAAGAAUAAGCUUCGAGUUUACUACCUUUCAUGGUUAAGAAAUAGAAUAUUGCACAAUGAUCCAGAGGUAGAAAAGAAACAAGGCUGGAUCACUGUAGGUGAUUUGGAAGGGUGCAUCCAUUAUAAAGUUGUGAAAUAUGAGAGAAUCAAGUUCUUGGUGAUUGCCUUAAAGAAUGCUGUAGAGAUAUAUGCUUGGGCUCCUAAACCUUAUCACAAGUUUAUGGCAUUUAAGUCUUUUGCAGAUCUUCAGCACAAACCAUUGCUUGUUGACCUCACAGUAGAAGAAGGACAAAGGUUGAAAGUCAUCUUUGGGUCACAUACUGGUUUUCAUGUUAUUGAUGUAGAUUCAGGCAAUUCUUACGACAUCUACAUACCAUGUCAUAUUCAGGGCAAUAUUACACCUCAUGCCAUUGUCAUCUUACCCAAGACGGAUGGAAUGGAAAUGCUUGUGUGCUAUGAGGACGAAGGGGUAUACGUUAAUACCUAUGGACGCAUAACAAAAGAUGUGGUGCUUCAGUGGGGAGAAAUGCCCACUUCAGUGGCCUAUAUUCACUCCAAUCAAAUAAUGGGCUGGGGUGAGAAAGCUAUUGAGAUACGAUCAGUGGAGACAGGCCAUUUGGAUGGAGUAUUUAUGCACAAGCGUGCCCAGCGGUUAAAAUUUCUAUGUGAAAGAAAUGAUAAGGUAUUUUUUGCAUCGGUAAGAUCAGGAGGAAGUAGCCAAGUAUUUUUCAUGACCCUGAACAGAAAUUCCAUGAUGAACUGGUAACGAAAGGGCACUUGGUGCUUAUUUUGAUGCUAAGAUCUAUUAAAUUUUGAAGGACAUCUGAAUUUGCAGAGUUACAUUGUCAAAGCAAGCAAAGAAGAAGAUAUUGUGGAUCCUGUAGCUUUCUUCGGGACCACCGUCUGCUCAUGCAGCCACAUUCUGAGAACACGAACACAGUUUUCCCAUAAGGAUUUCAGAAUGCAGGCUUCUUCAAGAUCCCAAGAAUGCAACACUGUUUGAGCAGGGAAGGACCAACGCUGAAGAGGUUUAGCUGAAUAAAUCUCUCUAAGGUGUUCAAACUAAGCUGUGAUAAUAGAAUCGGCUCUAGGGUUUUUAAAAAUAAUUAUUAUUAUUUUUCCUUGAUCCUGAGUUUGUAAGAAUAGAGACUGGUCUUAAAGUUAAAACAGAAUAUCUGUUUUAAUAAUGUCUGCCUGUUAGCACCGAUUAUAUAGUAUGAUGUAAGGCAGAUCCCCCUGACCUGGUGUCUUUUAGGUGUGGUGGACUGGAGCUCCCAUGAUCAUGGCUAGUGAGCCAAAUGGGGUAUGUUGGUUUGGAAUGAUGGGAGUUGUAAUUAAACACAUCUGUGGAAGUUAGGCUGAGAACUGCUGUUAUAAAGUUAUCACUUAAAACUGAUGCAAGAGAGCACAAUAAAUGUACCAUUUUUAAUCUUUGUGUGAGAGGCCCUAACCAUAGAGUGGCCAUAUUUUGUAAACUCUUUUUUCUUUUAUGGACAUUUGUGUGGGGAUUAUUUUGUUGUGGUUGUUUUUAUUUUGUUUUGGUUUUUUUUGAAAACAGGUCAAGAUAUUUCAGAUAAGAGUAUAAAUGAGAUUUUGUCCCAUUCCUUUGGGAAAUUUAAGUGGCUAGACUCCUAGCUUUGGAGAAUAUAAUAUGAGCAUGAUAGAGUUAACUUUUUGUCAAUCUUUCAGUUCAUACUACUUCUUCCCCAGCCUGGCCAUCUCCAGAUGGGAUGAGAUGCCACCUCCCCAGAUUCUCAGCCAGCAAGGUCAUAAGCCAAAUAUGUCUGGCUGAUCAAUGCUCUUCUUUAUAGAUCUUUGCAUAAUGGUGCUCAUUGAUUAAAAAAAAACAAAAAAAACAGCAGUGCCAUUCUUGUUAGUCAUUCCCACUGGUUGCCUUUCUCCAAGCUGUAACGAAACGGUAUCUCUAAAUGGGAAGCUAAUUGAAAUAUUGUAAGAUUCCAAAGAUUGGCUAAAGAAUGCCCCUAGUAGCUUGAUACAUAAGGCAUCUUAACUCGGAUGUGUUUGAAUCCAAAUCAUACCUAUUCUGUACAGUUGUGCUUUACUUCGGGGGAUUAGGGGGCAUGAUCCUUGUAGAUACUGGUACGUUUUAUUUCUUCCACUAAAAAUUACAAAGAGACGACAUCAUUCCGAUAUUCCCAAGUUGGAAGUCCCAAAUACAGAUCAGUAUUUUUUAAUCUAAUGGUGUUCUAUUCUCAAUAUGGAAAAUCUUAAUAAAAUAUUCAUCUCUCGGUACAAAGAAGUGCAGGAGAAGGAGAGCAGAUUAAAGGAAGGUUUCAUUGGUCAGUUACCUGACAUUUAGAUUUCAUCUUUCUGCCCUUCGCCCAUGUACCCAUCUGUAUAAUGACCAACAAAUGUGCAGAAGUAUGUAUGUUUUUAGUUUGAAUUUAUCUCUGUCUUUAUAUGCUUUGUUCAAAUUAUUUGUAUUUUUAAAUUCAUUAUUUCCACUGCCUCCAAGCCUGAAUUCUCCCCCUGAUCUCUGGAUAUAACAUAAUUGGAUCUGUUUUGCUAUUUUUAACCUACCUCAUUUUAUUUCUUAUUUCUGUUUUUCUUUUCCUUAUUAGCUCCCAUAGAUACUCGGAGAGUUUUAACUGGCCAGUCCAAGAAAUAGCUGAGUAUUCUGCAGAGGCCAGGUUUUUGAGAAGUGGAAAAUUAACAUCAAACUCUCUGUUUCCAUUUCCCUCCCGCCCCUUUCAACCAUUUCAUAACUUCAGAAUUUUGAUCGUAUAUGCCAGUCGAUGCUACUGUAGUCACAAUGCAUUGGUCCAUGAGAGCAGUUGGCAAAGUCAACUGUCAAGAGAGGCUACCCCAAAUUACUGGAAGCCAGGAGCUCAGAACAUAUUGCUAUCAUUGUGCAUACAUGAAGUUAUGAGUUACAAGCUCAGUUAGUCUAUGUUACACUUGAAAGUCAUCAGAAGUCACUGACUUCUUGUAAAUAGGCUUUCUGGAUAGACAUAUGCAGCUGGAUGGGAGAAAUAAUUGAUAUCCUUCUUAAUGAUACAUUCCAUCAGAAAUAGACUCAUGUUUGUCAUCCCCAUUCAACUCUAUCUCACUACCUGGCCUAGAGAGAUGAUGGUGAUAGCAGUGCUGGUGAUAUGUACAACCAGAUGAACCUUUCAGGUUAAGCAUGCUUUGUCAUUAGUAUUCAACAUAAUUGGUGCUUCCAAACUUUCUGAAAAAGUCUUGCUGGGCACCUUUAACACUUCAUACUGUUUGGUGGCUUUUCUGUAAUAAAACAUGGCGGGAGGAGUUGGUGAUCUUCUGUGACAGAAGAUCUAUGUCAGAGGAUCUUGUUUCUCUCCCCUUUUAAAAAGGGGCUAAUAUACAGAGUCAGACUCCCAACAUUUGACACAUGAUCUCCAAGAUGAACAUUCAAACCCACUCUGCAUGUAUUCUGAGCUUCAAAAUUGCACUCAGUCCAUUUUUGGCUGAGCUCACAAAAGGGUUUAAUUAGGAUUCUUUCAUUAUGUUAUUUAGUUAGGGUUUUGCAAGCCUGACGUUAAUCCAACUUCUACAGAUCAAAUGAUUAAUUUAUAGUCAAUCAUUACAACCAGAAAAUUCCGUAACUUGAUCUAUAAAGGAGAGACAGCUUGGGCUAGAAACCAGGAGACCAUGAGUUCUAGUCCUGCCUUAGUACAAAGCAACCUGGGUCACCUUAGGCCAGUCACAUGGUUGCAGCCCUUGUAAGGAGGCAAUGGCAAACCACUUGUAAAAUCUUGCCAAGAAAACUACAGGGACUUACUGAGGCGGUCACCAGGAGACUGGCUCAAAAUUAGAUUUCUUGACAUUACUUGCUAAUGUCUUCUAUAGCCUUGGACUUUCCUGGCUUCCAUCUACAUACAAAAUCUGUACUGAUUUUUGUGGUCAGCCAAGGUCAGCCAAUGAAAUAUGCAAGUAAUUUUAACAAUAGAUGUUUAUCUCUACGUACUGCUACCGAGCCUCAAAUGCUCUCCACUACUUGGCCUCUUUGCUUUUGCCUCAAAAAAUGAUUUAAUGGAAUCAUAUAUACUUUUAAAAAAAUGAAGUUCUGCACUUGAAGGAGAAUAUGGAAAAUAAUAAAAUUAGAUGCUGGAGAGAGACCUAUCAGAACUUGCCUCAAAGAUAGAAAAUAAAUACAAUCAAGCAAAUAUGUGGCAGUAUGUCUGAAUCUAUGGACCAUUUUCUUCCAAUGGAAGAUACAAGCAAGGCAUCUCUGUUAAUAUAAAGAUUUGCCCACCCUUUGCCUUCCAUUGUCAUUGACCUAAUUUUUUAAUAUAGAGCUUAAAAUCGGUGCUGAAAAAGGGAGGACUCACCACAUACCAACCACCAGCACUUUUUUAACUUCAGUGCUUUUUGUGUUGGCACCCAAUGGAACUCUACUGAAAACAUAAGAUAGAGGUUUCCAUAUGUUUGCUCAGCAUCGUGCCAAUUAAUAAAUGGCAUUCCACACAAGGUAUUUGUGAUACUCCAGAACCAUCUCUGGACCUAUCCAAUUUCAUGACCUCAGGUAUCUUAAGAACCAAGUUGAUGUUUUGCUGGUUCAGCUGCAAUAUGUCCACAUUGCAUCAAAAACUGUUCUUUUCAUUGGUGUUCCAGUAUUGGGGAUAACCUUGGAUUAAUUUUAUGUCCCACCUUCUUCCUUUCCUAGCCCCCAGAUGUUCAGCAGGAAUACCAUUCUCUGUGUUUUAAGGUUAAUGACGUGAACAUGAUUAUGAGUCAGCUUCAAAACUCUUUUGAGGGGGGGCAUGGGACUAGAGAGCUGAAACAACAGGCAAGCAGCAAUGCUAUUAGUACUGUAAUAAUGAACAAUUGUUAGAAUAAAGAGUCACCAACAUUUAGGAACAUUGUCACUUAAGCAAAAGAAGUUAUUGAAAACUUUAGCAGCAUUUUGCAUCUGACUAGGCAAGUACAAUAAAUCACCCUUGCACCAACCUGGUGUCCUCCAAUUGUCAUUCCAAAAAUUGCUGGUUUCAGUUCAAUGAUGUAUGAGAAUUCUGGGACCAACCCAUUUGGGGGGUACCUGAUUGAGGAAGACUUAAUCCGUAUUUACCAUUUGUCAUUCUUAGUAGCUGAAAUAGAAUGUUUCACAAAGUGAUCUGAGCUAUGUAGUGUUCAUUGCCAAAUUGAGCAAUCCAAGCUAGACAGCUUGAGGCCUAAGGUCCAUUUUUGCAAAACUUACCCACACAUCCAUAUAACCUUAUCAGAAUAUUCUUAAAGGCAUACCCAUCUCUUCCCCACCCCCCAUGUUAUUAUACCAUUAUUCUUCCAAAGUAUGCGAAACAUAGACCAAAAUCACUUGGCUGGAUCAUUUUCAAAUAACAAGAUUCUCAGUUGGAGUCCCCUAUUCACACAUCCCAUCCCCCAGUGCUCCUUGUGCUUCUUCCUUGCUGCUAAAAUUAGAAGGUCCUCCAAAGAAAACAACUUUAUAUUCCAUACAUCAAAUUGAGCAAUAACAUUUCCAACUCAGUUAAGUCUACAAGUGUAACUUCUGGGGACUGGUUUGAGUAAGAGCAAGUUUCAUAACAACUACCACCAGCUCUUUUAUGUCUUUGGUGUGGUUACCUUUUAAACCAGAAGCUUCUUAUUAAAUUAUGUUGAAA
Notechis scutatus (mainland tiger snake) is the source of this 10128-nucleotide messenger RNA. NCBI's taxonomy places the organism in Eukaryota, Metazoa, Chordata, Lepidosauria, Squamata, Elapidae. The record is from RefSeq and is a predicted model, not a curated record.